AGCUGUGAUGGUUUGCAUUCCAGAUGAGCUUCUCAAAAAAUUGUUACCUCUGCCAAGGUUCUUUCUGGUCCUGCAGCAAUGAAGGGCAGGUAUAAAAGACAGCCCAGGGUCUUGCUCUCUCAUCCACUUCUCUUGGCUCCUUCUUCCCAGGAACCAGCUUCAUCUCCACCCUCAAGAAAUGUCCUGCUACGACCAGUGCCUGCCCUGCCAGCCCUGUGGCCCGACCCCGCUGGCCAACAGCUGCAAUGAGCCCUGUGUGAGACAGUGCCAGGACUCCAGAGUUGUCAUUGAACCCUCCCCCGUGGUGGUGACCCUGCCUGGCCCCAUCCUCAGCUCCUUUCCUCAGAACACUGUUGUGGGCUCCUCCACCUCUGCUGCUGUUGGCAGAAUCCUCAGCUGUGAUGGAGUGCCCAUCAACUCUGGCUGCUGUGACCUGUCUGGCAUUUCCAGCCGCUACUUUGGCAGAAGGUACCCGCGCUGAUAAAGACUCUGGGAAAGGCCCAGGAUGACACCUUGAGGAACUCAAAACAUGGUGCUGGGCAAAGGAUUGAGAUAUUGGCUGUGUUUUCAGUAGAGCUGAAUGGCUGUACCUUUUUUACCGUUUUCUUUGUUUCCUUUGGUUCCUCUUGGCAACGAGGCUCCCCAGGUCCAGCCUGGUGGGGAUCAGCUGUCUUCUCUCCCUCUAUGGGACGGGCAGAUGAACAUCAUGCACAAAAUUCUUCAUGACCAUGGACUGCAGACUUUGGGAUUCCUUUGUGGAUUCCUGCACUGCUGUCCUCCACUUGCAGUGACUUUGUUUCCCUCUUUUGACUCAUUAAAGUUUUACUGCAUUCAA
Messenger RNA from Columba livia (rock pigeon), 835 nucleotides. Its product is annotated as feather keratin Cos2-3-like. Gene Ontology annotation, cellular component: intermediate filament. Gene Ontology annotation, molecular function: structural constituent of cytoskeleton. The record is from RefSeq and is a predicted model, not a curated record. The transcript has 2 exons. The coding region runs from base 179 to 481 and encodes 100 amino acids. NCBI's taxonomy places the organism in Eukaryota, Metazoa, Chordata, Aves, Columbiformes, Columbidae.